AUGUAUCCAGUACGGGCAUUGAAGCAACACUUGCACAGCAGAUGUGGGCUAUCAAGGUUCAGGCAAAGGCUGGUUCAUCUGGGCGAUAAUGCGGUUCUAGAUGACAACUGCACCUUGAGAGCCGGCGAAGUUCAGGUCGUUCUUCUUAGCUUUUGCCCAGUAUCUGAUGCGCAAGUGACAGUGCUUCGGGAUGCUGCAAGAAGCGGCCUGACAUCAGAAGUGGAGAAUCUUCUCCAGAGGCCACAAGACCCUGAUGCAGUAUGUUAUGGUCAUCCAACCCCACUGUUGGAGGCAUGCGGGCAUGGCCAUCUCGAGGUGACACGCCUUUUGCUGGAGGCCAAUGCUGAUAAGGACAAGGCCAAUUCGAUUGGCAUCACCCCUUUGUUCAUCGCAGCUCAGAAUGGACAGUUGGAGGUUGCGAGGCUUUUACUGGAGGCCAAUGCGGACGCGGAGAAAGCCACACAGAGGGGCAGCACCCCUUUGCACAUCGCAGCUCAGAAUGGACAGUUGGAGGUUGCACGGCUUUUGCUGGGGGUCAAUGCCGAUAAGGACAAGGCCAAUGAUAAUGACAUCACCCCUUUGUUCAUCGCUGCUCAGCAAGGACAGUUGGAGAUUGUACGGCUGUUGCUGGGGGCCAAUGCAGAUAAGGACAAGGCCAACAAGACAGGCACCACCCCUUUGUUCAUCGCAGCUCAGAAAGGACAGUUGGAGGUUGCGAGGCUUUUACUGGAGGCCAAUGCGGACGCGGAGAAAGCCACACAGAGGGGCAGCACCCCUUUGCACAUCGCAGCUCAGAAUGGACAGUUGGAGGUUGCACGGCUUUUGCUGGGGGCCAAUGCCGAUAAGGACAAUGCCAAUGAUAAUGACAUCACCCCUUUGUUCAUCGCUGCUCAGCAAGGACAGUUGGAGAUUGUACGGCUGUUGCUGGGGGCCAAUGCAGAUAAGGACAAGGCCAACAAGACAGGCACCACCCCUUUGUUCAUCGCAGCUCAGAAAGGACAGUUGGAGGUUGCACGGCUUUUACUGGAGGCCAAUGCGGACGCGGAGAAAGCCACACAGAAUGGCGUCACUCCUUUGUUCAUCGCUGCUCAGCUAGCACAGUUGGAGGUUGUGCGGCUUUUGCUGGGGGCCAAUGCCGAUAAGGACAAGGCCAAUAAGAAUGGCAUCACCCCUUUGUUCAUCGCAGCUCAGAAUGGACAGUUGGAGGUUGCGAGGCUUUUACUGGAGGCCAAUGCGGACGCGGAGAAAGCCACACAGAGGGGCAGCACCCCUUUGCACAUCGCAGCUCAGAAUGGACAGUUGGAGGUUGCACGGCUUUUGAUGGGGGCCAAUGCCGAUAAGGACAAGGCCAAUGAUAAUGACAUCACCCCUUUGUUCAUCGCUGCUCAGCUAGCACAGUUGGAGGUUGUGCGGCUGUUGCUGGGGGCCAAUGCAGAUAAGGACAAGGCCAACAAGACAGGCACCACCCCUUUGUUCAUCGCAGCUCAGAAAGGACUGUUGGAGGUUGCACGGCUUUUACUGGAGGCCAAUGCGGACGCGGAGAAAGCCACACAGAGGGGCAGCACCCCUUUGCACAUCGCAGUUCAGAAUGGACAGUUGGAGGUUGCACGGCUUUUGCUGGGGGCCAAUGCCGAUAAGGACAAGGCCAAUGAUAAUGACAUCACCCCUUUGUGCAUCGCUGCUCAGCAAGGACAGUUGGAGAUUGUACGGCUGUUGCUGGGGGCCAAUGCAGAUAAGGACAAGGCCAACAAGACAGAAACCACCCCUUUGUUCAUCGCAGCUCAGAAAGGACAGUUGGAGGUUGCACGGCUUUUACUGGAGGCCCAUGCAGACGCGGAUGAGAAAGCCACACAGAAUGGCGUCACUCCUUUGUUCAUCGCUGCUCAGCUAGCACAGUUGGAGGUUGUGCGGCUGUUGCCGGGGGCCAGUGCCGAUAAGGACAAGGCCAAUGAUAAUGACACCACCCCUUUGUUCAUCGCAGCUCAGAAAGGACAGUUGGAGGUUGCACGGCUUUUACUGGAGGCCAAUGCGGACGCGGAGAAAGCCACACAGAGGGGCAGCACCCCUUUGCACAUCGCAGCUCAGAAUGGACAGUUGGAGGUUGCACGGCUUUUGCUGGGGGCCAAUGCCGAUAAGGACAAGGCCAAUGAUAAUGACAUCACCCCUUUGUGCAUCGCUGCUCAGCAAGGACAGUCGGAGAUUGUACGUCUUCUGCUGGAGGCCAAUGCGGACGCGGAGAAAGCCACGGCGAAUGGCGCCACCCCUUUGAUCGUCGCAGCUUGCUAUGGACAGUUGGAGAUUGUACGGCUGCUGCUAGAGGCCAAUGCGGACAAGGACAAGUCCGAUCAGCAUAGUGGCGCCAAGAGUGGCGCCACCCCCUUGAUCGUCGCAGCUGGCAGUGGACACUUGGAGGUUGUGCGGCUUCUGCUGGAGGCCAAUGCGGACAAGGGCAAGGCCACUCAGGAUGGCACCACGGCUUUGUUGGUCGCUGCCGAGAAUGGGCAUGUGAAGGUUGUGCGGCUUUUGCAGCGCUGUAAAACCCUUGUCAAGGCCUUCUAG
Molecule: messenger RNA, 2559 nt
Organism: Symbiodinium sp. CCMP2592
Lineage: Eukaryota; Dinophyceae; Suessiales; Symbiodiniaceae
Source: the annotation of a GenBank genome assembly